CUCCUCAACUUAAAGUGUUUAAAUUCUACUGGCGUGAGAGUUGUCGAGACCCACUCAGGGUGUUACAAUCCGUUAUAGUCGUGGGUUAAGAUAACCAGGGUAAACAUGGUGAUUUGAGGUUAAGGCAGGUUAGACUACGUUAUGAAAGGCUAGGGUAGGACACACGGAAAUAUUUAGUAAGACAAGGUUGGUUGGCAAAGAGCGCGCCUGGAAUCUGUGUCUAUUCCGGUAAUAUUGCACAUUUGCAAUCUUAUUAUUAAAAAUUUGUAGCAUUCUGUUGCAUUUGCGCACAACAGACAUGUUUGAAAUGUGCGCCUGACACGUUUCUUACCAACUAAACACUUCUGUUGAAUAGGCUAACAGGUUUGGUUGCGUGGUUAGUAGUGUAAUCUGUCGGUCAUAUUGAAUACUAGUUCUCUCGAAUGCUACCAGAUCUCUUUCGAUUAUUACUUAUCCAGCAAUCGAUUCCCAUACAACGAGAGCAAUAUGGCAGAAGUAUGCAAGCAGAGUGAAAGUUGCCAAUGUUGUGCUCGACGUUCGUUAGUGCAGUUGUGAGUUUUGAGAGCAGCACCAAAUUUCCGUCUUGCAUGUGUUUAUUUGAUGAUGACGACUAAGUAUGAAUCAACGGGUAAUAUUACAAGUAGUGAAGAUCUUGUACAAGAGAAGUCCAGGCCUCGAACGCCCACAUUUAUUUACGUUCUGACAUUUCUGAGUACAAUAGGAGGAUUUCUGUUUGGCUAUGAUACCGGUGUGGUUUCGGGCGCUAUGCUCCUCAUUAGGGAUGAAUUCAAUCUCUCAACCGAGUGGCAUGAAGCCAUUGUGUCUGCAACAAUUGCAGCUGCUUGGAUAUUCGCUCUCAUUGGUGGAUGGCUGACAGAUAAGUUUGGUCGGAAACCUGUGAUUCUUCUAGCCAGCCUCGUGUUCACAGCUGGUUCUGUGAUAAUGGGUCUUUCAAACCAGAAAGAAGUUUUGUUGUUGGGACGUGUUGUUGUUGGCGUCGGAAUUGGCAUGAUCUCGUCAACUGUGCCUGUGUAUAUAGCAGAGUCAUCACCGCUGCGACUUCGUGGGAAACUUGUAUCCUCUCAUGUUGCCCUGAUAACAAUGGGACAGUUCAUUGCUUCGUGUGUAGCUGGCGUUUUCAGCAGUGCGCCCCAUAAUGGUUGGAGGUUGGUGGAUUGUGUGGCAAGCAUGAGUGUGCCUGUAUACAUAGCAGAGAGUGCUUUUCCGGAAGUUCGCGGUCAUCUGGUUACUCUGAACACCAUAUUCAUUACCGGAGGUCAGUUCAUUGCCUCUGCUGUAUGUGGUGCAUUUAGUUCUCAUCCUCAAGGUUGGAGGUACAUGCUUGGUUUAGCUGCUGUGCCAGCUUGUAUACAAUUCUUUGGAUUCUUAGGAAUGCCAGAAAGUCCUCGAUGGUUGGUUUCUCAGAAAAAGUACGGUGAAGCUUUGAAGGUAUUGAGAUCUAUACGCGGGGAUGAUUUUCCUAUUGAGGAGGAACUGGAAAGCAUUAAACAAGCCUGCGUGGAGGAGGAAAAUGAAUUACGAGCACGAGAGCAGUCAGGAAGUAGAAGUUCUGUCUGGUUACAGAUCCUGACAACAAAAUACACUCGGAGAGCUUUGUUUCUUGGCUGUCUACUUCAAGGCAUUCAGCAACUUUCUGGAAUAAAUACUGUCAUGUAUUACAGUGCGAGCAUUAUUCAAAUGGCUGGAGUGAAAGAUUACUCCGUUGCCAUUUGGCUAGCUUGUGCGACAGCGUCCAUAAACUUCUUCUGCACUUUCAUCGGCCUGUUUCUUGUGGAUCGAGUUGGACGAAGACCACUCACACUUUGGUCUCUUGGAGGUGUCGUCAUUUCGUUGAUCAUUUUGGGAGUUGGAUUCCACUUAAUGACUCUUGAUGCACCCCCAGUGACACUAACGGGCGACAGUAGCUGUUCGUGGGCUAAGUCUUGCACAGAAUGUAUAAGUGAAGAUUGCGGUUUCUGUUACUUGGAUUUGCCUUCUGGAGUAACUAACGGAUCUUGCUGGUCACAAAACCCCCGUGAUCCGUCUUCUCACCCAACGUCAGGCAUCUGCAGUAAUGCGACAGCAAUGAGUGAGAACGCGAGGCUCACGUGGGCUGUGGACUGGUGUCCGUCAAGGUAUUCCUGGGUAGCGGUUGUUGCGCUUGGAAUAUACCUGCUCUUCUUUGCACCAGGUAACAACUCGCUGCCGUGGACAAUCAACUCUGAAAUAUAUCCUAUGUGGGCUAGGAGCUCAUGUAACAGUGUUGCCACAUCAACAAACUGGUUAUUCAAUCUUCUCAUCUCUAUGACAUUCCUAACAUUAACGAAGGAGCUUACCAAGGAAGGAGCCUUCUACCUUUAUGCCGGCUUUGCUGCGCUUGGGUUGAUCGCUUUACUGUUCCUCUUACCGGAGACAAAAGGAAGAUCUCUGGAGGAAAUGGAGACUGUAUUUUCUGGACCCUGGUGUAUGAGAGUUGGUUCCUCAGAUCCAAAAAAUGUUCAUGAAUUUUCAUUUUCUCCAAACCGCAGUAAAUUGAAAUGUAGGCGUCAAAUGUACCACAAAGACAUAGUAUCAAAACCUACCGUAUUUAUUGAGCCAGGUCUAUGUAAUGAAACUGUAUCCAGUGCUCAAGCUAACUGGUUUGGCUGUCCAAGAGUCCAACUGUUAACAAGAUUUCAGUUCUUAAAUGCUAUUUUGGAUAUUGAUAAUUCAUUGACAAAUGAUUGCUUUCAUGUAUAUGUAAACAUUAUUCGAAACUGGCACUGUAUGAAAUUAUAACAUAAGUUUAUAUUUGAA
Messenger RNA from Zootermopsis nevadensis, 2796 nucleotides. The record is from RefSeq and is a predicted model, not a curated record. Lineage: Eukaryota; Metazoa; Arthropoda; Insecta; Blattodea; Termopsidae.